AUGGGAUCUCUACAGAUUUUCGUAUUGUGCGACCCAAUGUGGGUAUUUAUUAGCACCUGGGCCCAGACUCCAAUCUUCUGUAGUGGUGUUUUGGAUUCUCUCGUUAUUGAGUUGAAGGGAUCAAAGGACUUCUGUAAGUUGUACUCAGGCAUUGCAAUCCUUGGAUACAUUUCUUCAAUUUCAGAUCCUAUCAACAUCCAGGCCUUCUCUCAUCUUGUCACUUUUCUUGGCCAUCGAUACCCCAAGAUUCGGAAGGCUUCUGCAGAACAAGUCUACCUUGUACUCCUGGAAAAUGAACAUCUUGUGGCAGAGGAUAAAUUAGAGAAAGCACUUGAAAUUAUUUCUGAAACUUGCUGGGAAGGUGAUGUAGAAGAAGCGAAGCACCAUAGGUUACAAUUGUGCGAUCUAGCUGACCUAGAAACUAGGCAACCUCAAAAAACUAGCUAUGGAGUAUCAAACGAUAAUGGUGAACAGAGGCGCAAAACUACAGAUGAAAAUGCAUCAUAUGCUUCACUAGUAGGGUCAGCUGGGUUCUGA
This is a messenger RNA of Ilex paraguariensis (yerba mate), 537 nucleotides long. The record is from the annotation of a GenBank genome assembly. Lineage: Eukaryota; Viridiplantae; Streptophyta; Magnoliopsida; Aquifoliales; Aquifoliaceae.